UGGAACGUGUUAUCUUGCCGCUCCUCAUCGCAUAGCGCGGCCUCGCCCUGUUGCGAAUCUUUCUUAUUCAAGCACCUGGUACUAAUACCAAUAGUAGUGACCCAGCGGCUUUUCUCUGGGGUUUUUGGUUCAUCCGCUGGAACAAAAACGGUUUAGUACUUAAAUAUUUUGACAAUAUUUAGUGAAUUGCAAACAUCAGAUGAAAAGGAAAAUGGAAUCGGACUGACACUCAUCAACUUCUUUAACAAUUUUUUCCUGAAUUCCACGCUGUGAAUCUCGUUCUGGAAACCCACAUUUUUCUGCUGUCAGUUUAUAUAUCCACCAUGAAGAGCUACGAUCUCAACAGUGGAAUCGACAAUCCCGCUUACUGGGACAGGACCGGGUCCCUAGCGAGGACAACUACCCUCAACACAAGUCAGACCCUCAAGGCUGCUGAGGCCGAAGACCAUGAUGCCUGGGCGACCCUCGACUCCGGGACACCCUGGAAUGAGAUGACGAGUGUCGAGAAGUGCAAGGCCAUCACCAUCAAUGUCGUCAAAAUCAUGACGGUGUUCGGGCUGCUCUACUUCUUCAUUUGUUCACUGGAUUUGCUGUCUUCUGCCUUCAAAUUGAUUUCGGGAAAAACCACCAGUGAUCUGCUGGGGGGAGAAUACAUGAGUAACCCCAUCGUGGGGCUGGUGGUGGGGAUCCUGCUGACGGUGCUGGUGCAGUCCUCCUCCACCUCCACGUCCAUCGUCGUCUCCAUGGUCUCCGCAGGACUUCUGAAUGUGCACGACUCCAUCCCAAUCAUCAUGGGCACCAACAUUGGCACGUCGGUCACCAACACCAUCGUCUCCCUCACCCAGGCCGGUGACCGGGAGCAGUUCCGCCUCGCGUUCGCAGGCGCAACGGUGCACGACAUGUUCAACUGGCUCAGCGUCAUCGUUCUGCUCGUCUUAGAGAUCGCCUUCGGCGUCCUGGAGAAGCUGACAGACACUAUCGUGGAGUCCGUGGCGCCUGGCUCAGGAUCAGACGUGAAGAUUCUUAAGGUCAUCACCGAACCCUUCACGGACCUCAUCAUCGAGCUGGACAGCAAAGUCAUGAAAUGCUGGGGCUUAGGCCAGUGGCUGGACAAGGACUCUAUCAUCAAGCAAUACUGCAAGUCCUACAGGAACAGCUCCUACGCUCCUAUUGAGCCGCUACCCCUCAACGUUACCUCGAGCGACUGCUACGAAGAUCCUACGAAAAUCGGCAUUGAGGAUUCAUGUCAUUUUGCUUUCUACAACACGACUCUGACUGACAGUCAAGUGGGAAUCAUCUUGCUGGUGCUGUCCCUGUUCAUCCUCUGCGUGGCGCUCAUCUUGAUCGUUAAGCUUCUCAACUCAAUGCUUAAAGGAAGCAUCGCAAUCGUGAUCAAAAAGACGCUGAACGCCGACAUCCCAUACGUGCCGUGGCUGACGGGCUACAUCGCCAUCCUCAUCGGCGCCGUCAUGACCUUCAUCGUCCAGUCAUCAUCCAUAUUCACGUCCACACUCACCCCACUCAUCGGUAUCGGCAUCAUCUCCGUGGAGCGCGCGUACCCUUUGACCCUGGGGUCCAACAUCGGCACGACGACCACAGCCUUGCUUGCCUCCCUCGCGGGAGAGGGCGAGGGCCUUACCAACGCCGUCCAGAUUGCAUUGGUGCAUCUCUUCUUCAACAUCUUCGGCAUCCUGAUAUUCUACCCGAUUCCGUUCAUGCGGUUCCCGAUCCCGUUGUGCAAAAUUCUCGGCGACAUCACCGCCCGGUAUCGAUGGUUCGCUAUUGUUUACCUCGUUGGCAUGUUCUUCGUCAUGCCUGGAGCCGUCUUCUUGUUGUCUCUUGGUGGACCGAUCGUCCUGUGGUCUGUCCUCGGACCCAUCAUCAUCUUCUUCGUCUUCAUUGGGAUAAUCAAUUUCAUCCAAAACAAGAAGCCAAGUCUGCUGCCACAAAUUCUUCAGAAUUGGGACUUUNUGCAAAAUUUAUGUGCUGUCAAGUUCUUGUCCAGCAAUAUGGGUGUUACCACCAGCGACCUCAUCGCCGUGUCAGUCCUGCUGCUCGGCCUCUCCAGUAAAGCAGAACUACGUCUAAUUAAAAAGAAAGUCAACAUCGAGCUUCUGAAACUGCGUCUAAUCAAGCAGUCUGCAUGA
Hyalella azteca is the source of this 2147-nucleotide messenger RNA. Its product is annotated as sodium-dependent phosphate transport protein 2B. The coding region runs from base 324 to 2147 and encodes 607 amino acids. Gene Ontology annotation, molecular function: sodium:phosphate symporter activity. Gene Ontology annotation, biological process: sodium-dependent phosphate transport. The transcript has 14 exons. NCBI's taxonomy places the organism in Eukaryota, Metazoa, Arthropoda, Malacostraca, Amphipoda, Hyalellidae. The record is from RefSeq and is a predicted model, not a curated record. Gene Ontology annotation, cellular component: membrane.